This is a messenger RNA of Oryza brachyantha (malo sina), 1593 nucleotides long. RefSeq names its product transcription factor PCF8-like. The coding region runs from base 343 to 1245 and encodes 300 amino acids. Gene Ontology annotation, molecular function: DNA-binding transcription factor activity; sequence-specific DNA binding. Lineage: Eukaryota; Viridiplantae; Streptophyta; Magnoliopsida; Poales; Poaceae. The record is from RefSeq and is a predicted model, not a curated record. Gene Ontology annotation, cellular component: nucleus. The transcript is spliced from 2 exons.
AGCACCACAGAUUCAGAAAUGUUGAGAGCGCUCACUCACACACAGUGCACACACUGGAGCUACCACCUCUCCUCUCCCUUUGCUUCCUCACCAGCUAGCUAGGGUUCAAUUCCCUCCUGCUCCCUCUCUCCCGGCCGGCGACGGCGACGGCACGCGGCGAGGCAUGCGGCCGGUCGGGUUCAUCGCCCCAGCUAGCUAGUUUCAGUCUUCAGAUCGUCCGGUUUGAUUCAGCUCGCAGCGCCGGUGGUGGAGGCCAAUUGAGCUAGGCGAUCGAUCUCUCCGGGGAGAGAGGAGGGAAGAACAAGCUCUUGCUCAUGCUUGUGUGAUCAUGAACUGCUUAAUAUGAUAAGCGGCAGCAACACAAAUGAGGAGCUCAGCGGCGGCAGGAAGGUGGAGCAGCCGAGCGGCGGCGGCGGCGGCGCUGCCGCGAAGGCCGCCGCUGCCGUGGCGAGCUCGCGGCACUGGUCGGCGUCGACGGAGUCCAGGAUCGUGCGCGUGUCGAGGGUGUUCGGCGGCAAGGACCGGCACAGCAAGGUGAGGACGGUGAAGGGGCUCCGCGACCGCCGGGUGCGGCUGUCGGUGCCGACGGCGAUCCAGCUCUACGACCUGCAGGACCGGCUGGGGCUCAGCCAGCCGAGCAAGGUGGUCGACUGGCUGAUCAACGCCGCGCAGGCCGAGAUCGACAAGCUGCCGCCGCUGCAGUUUCCGACGCACGAGCAGGACCUCGUCGCGCACCUCCCCGUCGCCUCGUCCAUGGCGCCGCCGUUCACGAACGGAGGCGGCGCCGGCGACCACCACGCCGUGACCGCCGUGUCGAUGCUGGACGACGGCGACAAGGCUGCCCACUGCAACGGCCUCGGCGGCGGCGGCGGCAUGAAAGGAUUCAUGAGCCUGAGCAACUCACUCGGCCUGCUAAACGCCACCAUGCCGUCGACGUUGCCUCACCACGGCGCAUACUACGCCGCCGCCGAAUCUUGGGCCAACGGCGCCGGCAAUGCCCACCACAAUGAGGUGAGCCAUGGCGUCUCGCCUCAGGUGGCGGCGGCCGCCCACAACUCGCCAUUCCCGUCGCUGCUGUCCCUGGCACCGGGGUCUCAGUUCGUCUUCUACUCUCCGGAAGGCGGCGGCUUCGCCGCCAUGAAAGAGGCAGCCGAGCAGUUCCCUGUAGAUAACCUCGACCACUCGCAAGGUCAGCUCUCACUGAGCUCAGCAAGAAGCUUCCUUCACUCGGGAAGCCAGGGAUGAUUUGAUCAAAAUAAUAAUCCCUACUCCAAUAAGGUUCGUACUUUAGAGAAAAAAUAAGUAACUUAUUUUAUUUCAUUUCAGGUGUGUGUGUUAAGGUUGUGAUGAAUAUUAAUUUUGGUAUUUAAGCGCAUUAUAUUGUUUGGUAUGGCCAGAUUAAGAGCUCUAGAACUACUUACAGGAUGCAAAAGUUCAGUUUUUGCAGGGUGUGCGAUGCAAUUCGUUACUUCUUUUUUAUAUAUGGAGGUAAUUAAUUGUUGGUGUAUUAUUUUGGCUUGUGUAAUAACGAUUUUGAGAAUUUUGGAGGAGCCUUUUGCUUCGGGUUUCAUUUUUGUGAGUUUUGUUUGUCAA